AUGCGCUCGAGCAAGAGAGCAGCUGCAGUUGCUGCACUUAUCGCUGUUACGGAGCUACGAGAAGCAAGGGAAAACCGUAAAAGGAAAAGUUCUCCACACCAAAAAUCGAAGCGUAAGCCUUCUCACGGUCACUCAUCCCGUGCAUCGAAUACAUUGACAGCUACACAGGAUGUCAAACCAGGAAAAGCAGAUUCUUCGUCUGGAACGAAAUCUAAGAACGCUUCACCUGUUAAAGCCUCCAAAAAUCAUAAUGUUUCAUCAAAUAACUCAAGUUCCCACCAGAAGAAAGCUAAAACUGAACCGGAAACUCCUGAAAAGACUGUUCAAGUUCAAAAGACAGCCACUGUUGUUGAAACCCCACAAAAGCCCACUGUUGAAGACCACAGUCUCAAUGCUUUGAACUUAAGUUCAGCAUUCACUUCGCAAUUCCUUGCAUCGGCUCUGGCUAAGCUGGAUGCACCGAUGUCUAGCUCUAAACUCAUCCUUGAAAAUCAAGAGCAACUGCCCUCUUUGAAUGAUUCUGAAGCGAUUGAUGCCUUUUUCCGAAGGAAUCGCCGGAAAACAUAUAGGGACUUAAUACCGGAAUAUGAACAAUUAGUAGGCCAGAUUAAGAUAGAGCCAGUCACAGAUGAUUCAAGCUUUCUGAGUCUUAAUGGUCAGGUGCCUGAUGAUCAUCCUAUGAAGCAUUUUGUUGAUCAGUCAGACAAGGAAAUGUCAGUGAAGGAAGCGUUGGCGAGAGGCUUUCGGAAUUACAGAGUACGCUUGCCGAAGCCUCGACGAGCAGACGACAUGACUGGCCAGUGCCCGUCAAUUUCUGAUUUGUCUUCACUGUUCUCGAAUCAACCUCCGACAAAUUACGAAGACGCAUUAUGUUUCAACAUAACCGAAACAACCACGUUAAACGAUAUUUUGACAUCAGCUUGUCAGCGAAUGAAAGUUGAUGAAGAAAGUUCAUCAUCUAGUCCUAGCUUACCAAAUAUUUCUGAAACAUCCAACAUAUCCAAUAAUAAUAAUGAUGAUAGAAGUUCGGACGGCGAUGAAGUCAGCAACAUUUCUCUUGAAAACUAUCCUAUCGCCCCUUUUUGGAAGAAUAAAGUAGAUGUGUCGAAGGGUUACAAAGGCGGAUUCUACAUAAUGGGUAUCAAAUACAUUCCUAUUUCGAGUUUGAUUGAAAAAGGAGCUUUCAUAGUUCCAUUACAGAAGUCGAUUCGCUGUCUUGUAAAUGAAAGCAUAUGCGACAUUACUUUUCAUCAAAUGCUUUCCUUCAAUGGAAUUAAAAUCUCCAAUCCUAACCGAGUGGAUGAGUUGAGAGAAAUAUUCGCAUCCUCUCUAUUAGUUGUGCAUCAUGAUAUUGUUGAAGUUCUACUUAAAGCAUCAACAGCUCUAACUUCCUUCGGCGGUGGCCAAAAACAUCUUUCCUACGAAGCCAUUCGAUUGUCUAAAAAUGUUCCUCCUAUGGCAUGUUAUAAACCAAAUGUUUUCAUUUCUUAUUUGGGAACUUCAUUCGCUGGAAACGAGAUCGUAGACUUGACAAUUCCUUCACCUGAAGUUCAAAAAGCCCAUCACGUGGAAUCUGGUGAAAGAGAACUCUCCUCCAAGGAAAAACUUUACGUUCUUACUAACUCGGAUGCUGGUAUCUCUAGAGAACUCAUCUGUAUGAGAUACAACAUAAAGUCCUCAACGGUUGAUAGAGUUCUUGCCAAUCGAGAGGAGGUUCAACGAAUGGCAGCAUUGGUUCUUAUGGAAGACGCCAAAAAAGACGAAUCCAAUAAUUUCGAUCCAGCAUCUAUUGCCGAAGCAAUUGUUGAACAACAGAGAAUCAUGAAGGAUGGAAUUAAAAAGAAAAAUAGAGUUCGUAGAACUUCUUUUGUUGGCCUAAACAUUUUGAUGUGGAGAUUUUUCAAAGAUUGUGCCGACAAUGGUGUUCCCCUAAAUGGAAAAAUGCUUAAGGAGCAUGCUAUGAUCAUUGCCCGUCAGUUAGGUUUGGAUAAUUUCAAAGGCUCUGAAGGAUGGCUUGAUGCUUUUAAAAGAAGACACAAAAUUGACCUUAAACAAAUGACAGGAUCUCCAGCCAACUAUGAUGAGGAAAUUGAAGAUAGUCGUAUGGAUGCCGACGAAAUAGAUGAUCAAUUAGAGGAUCGCGAUCAUUUGACUGAUAUGGGUUUAGCUGGCAUGAAUGCCGACGUUUCUAGCGACGCUUUGAUUUCAGGAAUGACUGCAGCUUUAUUGAAUUGCGUAGAGAAAGCAGCUUUACCGAUGGCUGUAGCCUCAAUUUCCAACACUAAGCCACUUGAUUUGGCUAAUCUUUUCCGAUCUCAAUUAGAGACAAAUGUAGGCACGUCUCACAAUGGCAUUUUAAAUCACAAAUCAGACGAUCAAUCUGAAGAUUGCUCAUUAAACAAUGUCAAUAAUAAUCCCUUGCCCUUCAUGCAGCCACAACCUGCCGUAAGCGAAAAUGGAAUUAUAGCGGCAAUCAUCAAAAGUGUAGCUUUACCUAUCCCAGAUCAAGAGCUAUGUUCCGCAAUGAACACAAUUAGAAGCUUCAUUGUGUCUCACGAUCCCACAGCCAUGCCUCUGUUCUUAGAGCUUCAGGAAAAGUUAUCAGUGGCGGAAAAAAGCAAUCGCUAG
Auanema sp. JU1783 is the source of this 2628-nucleotide messenger RNA. Lineage: Eukaryota; Metazoa; Nematoda; Chromadorea; Rhabditida; Rhabditidae. The record is from the annotation of a GenBank genome assembly.